Messenger RNA from Elgaria multicarinata webbii, 2327 nucleotides. Its product is annotated as SITS-binding protein-like. The record is from RefSeq and is a predicted model, not a curated record. NCBI's taxonomy places the organism in Eukaryota, Metazoa, Chordata, Lepidosauria, Squamata, Anguidae. The transcript is spliced from 10 exons. Bases 152 to 2233 code for a protein of 693 amino acids.
GACAGUGUAGAAUUAUGCAUGGACAGCAGGGGGGAAAGGCUCAAAUUUGAACAGAGCUUCUUGCAAAGCUCAAAGAGUUCUUCUGUAUGGCCUGGAAUUCCUUGCUAGAUCAUUAUUAUAUAUUUUUUAAAAUAAUCCUGCAUAUGGUAAAAUGCCUCACAAUCGUCCCAGGAACCCGAGUCCGAUCCCAGAGGUGACGUGGGACUCGGGGCUGAAGGAAAUGAAUGAGACCUGGAAAGGCGCCAUUGCCUGCCUCGGGGUGGCUGUGUUCUUUGUAAUGACCAUUGGGAUUAUUUACUGGCAAGUGGUGGAUCAGCCAAACAAGAACUGGAUCCUGAGAGGGAGCGCCAGCGGCCUGACCUGGGACCGGAAAGCUCACUCCCUUGUCCUGCAGACUCUGAGCGAAGAGAAAACCUUGCUGGUGAUAAACGUGAGAAGCUUCCCAGAUGUGGAGGUGCCUUUCAUGAAGAACCUGUGCUGGCUGAACAAAACAGAAUUCUGCUACACCUGGGAAGCCAUGGCAGACCUGAAGAUCUCCUUGGAAGCAAGUCUUUCCUCCAACACGGACUGCUACAGCUUCAGUUGGACCCCUCUGCACUGCCAGGUGAAGCUAAAGGACUGCUUUUCCAUGGUAAAUAUGUCCUGGUACGGAGGCGCAAGUGUCAGCACCCAGCACUGGCCUCUGAACAACGUGAACAUCAAGUCCCAACCAUUCAUUAUCAGCAACCUUACCCAAACCCCAAAUGCCUACGGCUCAGUCUUAGAAAGAUAUUUUUUGGGAUCCACUGGGGUGACUGUGAUGAGUGGCUCAGACCUCCCUAUCUCCCUCUCGGUAGUGAGGAACCAGCAUUUUUGCCUGGAGAGUAACCUUGGCAAUGACAUGGCUUCCCUGCAGUACACGGUGUGUGCCAGUCAAAACAUCACUUUUGCCCAUCAGGAAGUGGGAAGCCGGUUCUCAGGACAACCACGGCAGCUGCCAGAUCAUGGCCUGCUUAGGUUGCCUAUCUGGAAGUAUUAUGGGGUGGCAGAUUCUGCUGCCAGAAUGGAGCGAGGAUUAAGAUCUUUCUUCAACAGCCUGCAAAGACAUCAUCUCGGGGAGGGGCUAAUCACUGUCAACGAGCUUUCCACAAUGCUGCUUCGUAAUACGGACCACACAUAUUUACCUGUGCUGAGAAGGAAAAGGCUGCAUCCUGUAAGACUAGCCAUGGACUACUCACUUAUAAAACCUCUAAAACUUGCCAUCACUCUGUCCCCUUAUGCGAGCAUCAACUCCCAACCUUUUCAGAUGUCUCUGCAAGAAGGCAAAGAGGACUUUUGGCUGAGCCACCACUCAGAAUCUGGCGACUACUCGGUGCCACUGCUCAGCCGAUGGAAAGGGCAGUUUUCUGCUUGCCUGAAUGUAACCAGCCAGGCAGCAGUGCUCUGGUACAUGGACCAAGUGAGCUUCUUGAAGCAGCGACUGGGAGCAGAGUAUGUGGUUUUUGAAGGUGGUGAAGGCAACUUGUUUAUGGAGCAAGCCAUCCCGCCUCCCACAGGACUCAGAGGGGAUAAGUACAUCCGCAUCUUAGCCCUGAUGGCUGCUACACUGGGAAAUUCAUCAAUAAUUAGUGCUGGCACAAGAGCGAGCCACCUGCCACUCUUCCUCCAAAUGAACCCGCGACGAUCUGACUGGAGCUACGCUGGUUUAAAAGGGAUCAUUCCGUCUGUGCUUCACUACAGUCUCCUUGGUUACAACUUUUUCAUUCCAGACGCAAUAGGAGGAACUCUUGCAAGCGGCUUUCUGGUUGACGAAGAGCUGUAUAUUAGAUGGCUCCAAAUUGUGACUUUUCUUCCAGUGAUGUCCUUCGGCACUCCACCAUGGGUCUGUUGUGAUGACUGGGUGCUGAAUCUCACCAGGCACUAUAUCGAGACGCAUCACAAUUUUGUGGUUCCGCUCAUUGAAAAGUAUAGCAAGGAGUGGCUCUCCCAGGGGUAUCCUAUUUUUCGCCCCUUAUGGUGGCUCAGUCCCAACGACCCCAUUACAUUUACUAUUGAUGAUGAAUUUCUCAUAGGAGAUGAGGUACUUGUUGCUCCAGUAACAGAACAAGGGCAACACCAGAGAGACAUCUACCUGCCCAGAGAAGGUCAAAAGUGGAUGGACACCAACACUGCUCAGGUGUUCGAUGGCGGGACCUUUAUCAGGAACUACUCUGUUGCUCUUGUGGAUGUGCCUGUUUUCGUUAAGACCUCCUAGAUUCCAGACUGUCCCAGAUUUCAGAAGGUUUACCUGUACUUCAGAAACAGACUGCUGACAAGGAAGCGCUCUCUUCCUUUAAAAAGAACUUUCA